AUGGCAUGUCUAAUUCGUUUGGUCGCGUCAUGCAGUUGGUAUGGCGGCAAAAAAGGAACAAAUAUUAAACUGGUGACUCCUUGUGAACAAACAUCACAUGAUCAUGUUCAAGCAUUGAUUCGGAUUGUUGGCUAUACGCCAUUUCAUACUCGUACUGAUGUGAGUUGGUGCAAUGACGAGACGAUCCUUAUCGAUGCAACGUUGAGCUUGGUGAUGAAUAUAUUACAAACAGAAAGUGUCAGCUGUUUCGUUCGAUCAACUACACCAUUAACCCAUAUACUUCUUGCCUUAGCUGAAACAUCAUCCUAUGAUCGCAUCGUUGUAUUAGCUUAUGGAAUACUUGCACAAAUUCUUUCGGAUGACCAUUUAAAAGAACUGAAAAUUGCUGAUAAUAUAUGUCAGUUUUUCUUUCAUGCUCUUGAGCAAUGUUGGAACCAUCCGUGGCAAAUAUACAAGCAGAUACCGAUUAAUCAUCUUCUGGAAGGUAAAUAG
Messenger RNA from Rotaria sp. Silwood2, 492 nucleotides. The record is from the annotation of a GenBank genome assembly. NCBI's taxonomy places the organism in Eukaryota, Metazoa, Rotifera, Eurotatoria, Philodinida, Philodinidae.